AUGCCAGAAGUACCGGAUCCACGUGUAAUUGAUAAUGCAGAUGGAUCUAAGACGAUUAUUUCUUUCAAGAUCGAGGGUGGGAAAAAACUAAAGGUCACGCAGAGGGUUAAGGAAAUUAAGAUUACUGAAAAGGUGAACAAGUCUAUUGCGGCUAGAAGGAAAUGGGCUAAGUAUGGUGCUGAGGCUAAUUCUCCGCCAGGUCCAAACUUGUCCACGACAAAACUAGGUGAAGAACUGCAUCUAAAAUUGGCCCCUUCGUUGAAGGAACUAAAGGCGCAAGAAGCAAAGGAGAAGGAGAAGGUAAAACAAGAGGGCGAGAAAAGUUUGUAUAUGUGUAGAACAUGUGGUAUGCCGGGUCAUUUUACGAGUAAAUGUCCAUUCAAGGAGAUGUUGGGAGAAUCUGGUAGCACAGAAGAAAGAGAAGCCCCUGCCGAUGUGGCGACAGAGUCGUCUGCAGCACCUAUGGCAACUACUCCGGGCAAAUAUGUACCACCAUCCCGUCGUGCAGGUGGUCGCGACCCAUCUUCUGAUGCUUAUAAAGAUCAAAGAGAGCGCGAUGAUGCGAUGACAUUGAAGAUUACUCAAUUGAAUGAAAACGCGGACGAAAUGACUAUUAAACAGAAGCUGCUAACGCCGUUCCAAACAAUCCCAAGGGUUGCUGUAGUCCGGAAUAAGGAAACCGGUAGAUCCCGUGGUAUUGCAUAUGUUACAUUCUCGUCCGAGCACGAGGCUGAAACUGCUUUGCGUUUGUUAGAUGGUAGGGGUUUCAUGAAUUUGAUUCUACACGCUGAAUGGUCGAAGCCCAAGAAAUAA
This is a messenger RNA of Eremothecium cymbalariae DBVPG#7215, 813 nucleotides long. RefSeq names its product translation initiation factor eIF3 core subunit g (gene TIF35). The coding region runs from base 1 to 813 and encodes 270 amino acids. The record is from RefSeq and is a predicted model, not a curated record. The transcript has a single exon. Gene Ontology annotation, cellular component: eukaryotic translation initiation factor 3 complex; cytoplasm. NCBI's taxonomy places the organism in Eukaryota, Fungi, Ascomycota, Saccharomycetes, Saccharomycetales, Saccharomycetaceae. Gene Ontology annotation, molecular function: zinc ion binding; RNA binding; translation initiation factor activity.